AUGGCUCCAUCUCGAACGCCACCUUCUUCGGAUUUAACUGCAGAUGACGAAGAGGGUAUUGAUCUCACAACCCUAGAGAAACAGCAAUUAUCCCCUAUCAUCGAAAGCGCUCGCUGGAACCUUCUGCGUCACUAUCGCUCAAAAGGCGAGGUUCUCAACCAUGGUAAUUCCGAGAUGAAACUGCUCCCUGGCGACGGAAACAAGAAAGCUCUCCACGAUUUCGAAUUCGCGUGGAAAACCGCUGGGACAGUCCCGAAGAUCCACCUUGUCAACGAAAUUGAUCACCCGAUUACCAUCUGUGGCACCAAGCUGGGUCCCCAGGACCGUGGUCCAUCGGAGGCAAGGAAUAACGCGUUGGUUGCUUUGGACUAUAACGCAGAGGCGCUCAAGGAAGCCGUGUUUGGGUUGAAGCCCGCUAGGAAUUUGCCGCUGUGGAAAGGCCGUUUUGGUGCUGAAAAGUACGACAUUCAGGAGAUAGGCACGAUUUUCACCGUGGAUAUACCCAUCCAGUAUGUGCAAGGUCUACAGGAUCUAAAUGCAAAGAACAGCAAGGCGGAUAGUCUGGCGGAUGGACAGCCUGUGGAUGGUGGCUCCAAAGUCAAAGCGGGUUAG
Molecule: messenger RNA, 612 nt
Organism: Paraphaeosphaeria sporulosa
Lineage: Eukaryota; Fungi; Ascomycota; Dothideomycetes; Pleosporales; Didymosphaeriaceae
Exons: 2
Coding region: 1-612 (203 amino acids)
Source: RefSeq, a predicted model, not a curated record